Acipenser ruthenus (sterlet) is the source of this 9926-nucleotide messenger RNA. RefSeq names its product zonadhesin-like. NCBI's taxonomy places the organism in Eukaryota, Metazoa, Chordata, Actinopteri, Acipenseriformes, Acipenseridae. Gene Ontology annotation, cellular component: extracellular matrix; membrane. Gene Ontology annotation, molecular function: protein binding. The record is from RefSeq and is a predicted model, not a curated record.
UUCAGGAGAUACUGCUGUGAGGAUCGCGGUCAUGUUUCGACACCCUGGUGAACUCGCUGUGCUGCUGCUGCUGCUGCUGGCAUGGAGCUGUGAAAUCCAGGGAUCAGCAGAGCCACACAGAAUCAGACGGUCCUCCCGGGUCUGGAGCGAUCCUAACCCGGUCCGGCUGCGUGCAGAGCUCGCUCCCGACGUUUUGACGUCAUGCGACUUCAACAGCGACUCCGCCCCCUUCUGCCAAUUCCGACAGGACUCAAGCGACCAAGGCGAUUGGACGAGGCACCGUGGGCCCACCCCCACGGAGGGCACGGGUCCCAGCGGGGACUUUCCUGACGGGGCUGGGUACUAUAUCUAUCAUGAAGCAGAUAACGUCGCUAACGGUCAGACAGCUCGCUUGCUCAGCCCGGCUCUAUCUCCCGACCCCUCGACCCAGUCGAUCUGCCUGCAGUUCUGGUACUUCAUGUACGGGUCGGACUUCCAGAACCAGCUGCGGGUCUUGGUGCGGAGAGGAGGGGGGCCCGGGGAGGAGGGCGUGUGGGAGAAGAAGGGCCCACAGAGCCCAGCCUGGCUGGAGGAGAGAGUCACACUACCGGCUCCUGAGGGGCAGACGCUCAUGGUGGUGUUUGAGGCUGUGCGGGGAUCGAGCUCGUCCUGUGACACGGCGUUGGACAACAUCACCAUCAGCAGCGGAGCCUGCGCCUCUUGUCUGCGUAGCUGUGAUUUUGACACCUCCAGUGACCUCUGUGGCUGGACCUCCCUUCCGGACCCCGCUACCUUCGGCUGGGAGCAGUGGGCUGGGGCCACAGAGACGGACGGGACUGGACCGGACGAUGACUUCACCAGACCCGGCUUCGGUCAGUACAUGCUGCUGGACUCUGUAUUGGCUGUCCCUGGUGCUGCAGCCCAGCUCUGGAGUCCUGCAGUCCAGUCCACAGGCUGCUUGAGCCUCUCCUUCAGAUAUUACAUGUACGGUUCAGCCAGGACCAUGAAACUGAGUGUGAGGACCACAGAACACGGAGCCGCUCUGGGGCCGGAGCUGUUCGCUCUGACCGGGAACCAGGGACAGGGCUGGAAGCUGGCGGAGGUUCGAUACCCAUCAGUAGAGAACGUGGAGGUGCAGUUUGUGAUCAUCGGGGUGUACGGAGAGACAGACCAGACUGACAUCGCCAUCGACGCAGUCUGCAUCAACACCUGCCCAGCCGGACCUUCUCCAACAACCACGAAACCCACGACCCAGUCCACUGCAACCACCACCAAAUCCACCACGACCCAGUCCACUACAACCACCAGCAAACCAUCCACUCCUUCAACAGGGACAACAUCCACCACGACCCAGUCCACAACAACCACCAGCAAACCAUCCACUCCUUCAACAGGGACAACAUCCACCACCAAACCAACCACAACCCAGUCCACUACAACCACCAGCAAACCAUCCACUCCUUCAACAGGGACAACAUCCACCACCAAACCAACCACAACCCAGUCCACUACAACCACCAGCAAACCAUCCACUCCUUCAACAGGGACAACAUCCACCACGACCCAGUCCACUACAACCACCAGCAAACCAUCCACUCCUUCAACAGGGACAACAUCCACCACCAAACCAACCACAACCCAGUCCACUACAACCACCAGCAAACCAUCCACUCCUUCAACAGGGACGACAUCCACCACGACCCAGUCCACUACAACCACCAGCAAACCAUCCACUCCUUCAACAGGGACGACAUCCACCACGACCCAGUCCACUACAACCACCAGCAAACCAUCCACUCCUUCAACAGGGACGACAUCCACCACCAAACCAACCACAACCCAGUCCACUACAACCACCAGCAAACCAUCCACUCCUUCAACAGGGACAGCAUCCACCACGACCCAGUCCACAACAACCACCAGCAAACCAUCCACUCCUUCAACAGGGACAGCAUCCACCACGACCCAGUCCACUACAACCACCAGCAAACCAUCCACUCCUUCAACAGGGACGACAUCCACCACGACCCAGUCCACAACAACCACCAGCAAACCAUCCACUCCUUCAACAGGGACAACAUCCACCACCAAACCAACCACAACCCAGUCCACUACAACCACCAGCAAACCAUCCACUCCUUCAACAGGGACAACAUCCACCACCAAACCAACCACAACCCAGUCCACUACAACCACCAGCAAACCAUCCACUCCUUCAACAGGGACGACAUCCACCACCAAAUCAACCACAACCCAGUCCACUACAACCACCAGCAAACCAUCCACUCCUUCAACAGGGACAACAUCCACCACCAAACCAACCACAACCCAGUCCACUACAACCACCAGCAAACCAUCCACUCCUUCAACAGGGACAACAUCCACCACGACCCAGUCCACUACAACCACCAGCAAACCAUCCACUCCUUCAACAGGGACAACAUCUACCACCAAACCAACCACAGUGUCAUCCACCACCAAAUCAACUACGACCACAACCACCUCUAAGCCCACCAGCCCCCCUGUGGUGUGCCCCCCGAAUUCUCACUACCAGACCUGCGGACCGGCCUGCAUGCCCACCUGUGAGUUGCCCCAGUCUAACUGCACUGGCUCCUGCAUAUCAGGGUGCUUCUGUGACCCGGGGUACCUGUACCGGGGUCGGAGGUGUGUGCCGGUGGAGAAGUGUGGCUGCUUUGACAAGCAGGACCAGUAUGUGGAGCCGGGUCAUGUGAUCUUCGGUGACGGCUGCUCGGAGGUGUGCCGUUGCCUUGGUAACUACACGCUGGAGUGCACGAGCAACGAGUGUGAGGCGACAGAAGAGUGUCGCAAUGUCAACGGAGUGCCGGCCUGCUACCCCAAAGGUUCGUCCACCUGCGUCGUGUCAGGUGACCCUCACUACACGACCUUUGACAGGCGGCGCUACGACUUCAUGGGGAACUGCAGCUACGUCCUAUCACAGCCCUGCAACGCCAGCGUGGCCCCGCCCACCUUCACCGUGUACGCCAGCAACGAGCACCGCUUCGGACAGACGCGCAUCUCUUACCUCCGCGCCGUUCACGUGGAAACGAGGGGCGUCGUGGUGACCGUGCUGAAGGGACGCGCCGUGCAGGUUAACGGAACAAGCGUGAACAUUCCAGUAAGCCCCGCCCCUGGGGUGUCAGUCUUCAUGUCAGGGAAGUACGUUGUCGUGGAAACGGAUUUCGGAUUGACCGUGCGCUACGAUGGGAAUCACUACGCGGACAUCAAAGUGAUCAGCGACUACAAGGGGGCGCUGUGCGGACUUUGCGGAGACUACAACAGGGACCCCAAAGAUGACUUCAGGAGACCGGAUGGCGUGCUGGUGCCAGGGGUGAAUGAUUUCGGGAACAGCUGGAAUGUCCUGACCAGCUGCAACGCCAGCCAGGGAGAGACCGUCCCACAAUGCACUGAGGAGGAGGAGGAGCUAUACAAAGGCCCCGCCUACUGUGGAAUGCUAUUGGAUCCCAAAGGGCCCUUUGCUGCCUGUCACACCAAGAUCAGCCCCAAUAGUUUCUUUAGGGACUGCCUCUUCGAUGUGUGUGCGCUGGGUGGUGCGCAGCCCCCUCUCUGUGAGGCUCUGGAGUCCUACACGAGCGAGUGCCAGGAGAGAAACAUCUCCAUCACAGCCUGGAGGAACGACACCUUCUGCCCUCUGCAGUGCCCCUCGAACAGUCACUACUCCCCCUGCGUCUCCCCCUGCCCCCCCUCCUGCCUGCCCCCUGCCCCCCAGGCCUGCCAGCGCCCCUGUGCGGAGGGGUGUCAGUGUGACCCCGGCUUCGUUCAGAGCGCCGGGGGGUGCGUGAGGGAGGAGUCCUGCGGCUGCAGCUACAACGGGAGUUACUACCAGCCGGGGGACGAGUUCUUUGGUCCCGAGUGUCUCUCCCGAUGCCGCUGUGAGCUGAGCAACGUGACCUCGUGUCGGCCGUGGAGCUGCUCGGAUCAGGAGCACUGCGGAGUGGAGAGCGGAGAGCUGGGCUGCCACCCCACAGGUUCGGCCUCCUGCGUUAUUUCGGGGGACCCCCACUACAUGAGCUUCGACGGCAGGCUGCUCAGCUUCAUGGGCACCUGCACAUACACACUGGCCAGGACCUGCAAGAACAACACAGGGCCCUGGUUCUCAGUGGAAGGGAAGAACGAGGAGAGAGGCGUGCAGGGCGCCUCCUACCUGCGCAAACUCUACAUCACAGUGGGAGGAGCCUCGAUCACGCUGAUGAAGAGCCAGCGCACUCUGGUGAACGGUGUGAGGGUCAGGCUGCCUCACUCCCCUCUGCCCUCGGUCUCUAUUUCUAUGACCGGUCAGUACGUGGCCGUACGGACCACUUUCGGGCUGUCAGUGCGCUGGGACGGCAAUCACUACGCUGACAUCACCGUGCCCAGCUCGUAUUUUGGGGCUCAGAUGUGUGGACUGUGUGGGAACUACGAUGGCGAUGGAACCAAUGACUUCAUGACGCCGGGAGGGGGGCAGGCGGGGAGCUCGGACGAAUUCGGGAACAGCUGGCAGACUGAGCAAGACGAGGACAAAGAGUGCCGUCCAGACAAUGAGACUGACCCCCCCUGCGACCCCAAGCUCCAGGCCACAGUGUCGAGCCCAGAGAACUGCGGCAGGAUCAACGACACCCAGGGACCAUUCAGGGACUGUAUCUCAGUGGUGGACCCCCAUCCCUAUCUCCAGAGCUGUGUGUAUGACAUGUGUCGCUAUGAGGGGCUGCAGCAAGCUCUCUGUGAUCAGCUCCAAGCCUUCACCGCUGCCUGCCUGUCAGCAGGAGCCCCGGUGCACAACUGGAGGGGCCCCAGCUUCUGCCCUCUAUCUUGCCCCCCGGACAGUCACUACUCCCUGUGUGCGAGCGUGUGCCCCCAGUCCUGCCCUGGGACGGCUCCCCCUGCUGGCUGCUCAGAGGAGGGGUGUGUGGAGGGGUGCGAGUGUGACCCCGGGUUCCUGCUCAGCGACGGACACUGUGUCCCCCUGUCCAACUGCGGCUGUGUGGACAAGGAGGGGAGCUAUCACCCGACGGACGAGAGCUGGUUCCUGCCCGGCUGCUUCCAGCGCUGCUCCUGUUUGGGUCAGAACCGGAUUGAGUGUGAGGAGACGAGCUGCACUGGAGCCGAGGUCUGCGAGCUGCAGGAGGGGGAGUACGGCUGCCAUGCCCUGGAUCGCGAGACCUGCUCUGUGUCGGGGGAUCCCCACUACGCCUCGUUCGACCGCGCGCUGCAUCACUUCCAGGGCUCCUGCUCCUACACCCUCUCCCAGCCCUGCAACGCCUCCUCCGGCUCACCGGACUUCAGCGUGGUGACGGAGAACGAGCGCCGCGGCAACAACCAGCGUGUGUCUUACGUGCGGGCCGUCCACGUGAGCGUGGGGCAGAGACACAUCACCCUGGCCAAGGGACGCAGAGUCACGGUUGACGGAGUCCGUGUGACCCCUCCACUCCGCCUCCCCGAGGGGGUGACCGUGAGGCUGGGCGGGACCUUCGUUUCCGUGGAGACAGACUUCGGGCUGUGGGUGCGAUUCGACGGCAAUCACCACGCCGAUGUGUCUGUGCCAUCCUCGUACCGCGGUCUGCUGUGUGGGCUGUGUGGAAACUACAAUGGGGAUCCCAGAGAUGACAACCUGAAGCCUGACGGGCAGCCAGCAGGGGGCAGCGCUGAGCUGGGGGAGAGCUGGCAGGUCCCGGACAACAGGACAGAGUGCUCACAUGACGGGGGCGUGGACACGUGUGACCCGAAGGUCGAGAGCGAGGCUAAGAAGCCCACCAGCUGUGGCAUGAUCACGGACCCCAAGGGCGUGUUCCAGCCGUGUCACUCAGCAGUGGCCCCUGACGUGUUUCUGGAGAGCUGCGUGUACGAUGCGUGUGCAACUGGAGGUGGCGCCGUGGAGCUCUGCCAGGCUCUGCAGAGCUACGCCUCCCUCUGUGCCCAGGCGGGCAUCAUAAUCUCCUGGAGGAACAAGACGUUCUGUCCUCUCUCCUGCCCGGCUGGCAGUCACUACACCCCCUGUGGCUCUGCCUGCCCCUCCAGCUGCGUGGACCCCGGCGCCACCAAUGCCUGCCCCCUGCCCUGCGGGGAGGGGUGCCAGUGUGACCCCGGCCUGGUGCAGAGCGGGGAUCGCUGCGUCCCGUUCUCCCAGUGUGGCUGUCAGGACCAGAACAACUACCACCCAGUAGGAGACAGCUGGUUCCCUGCUCUUGACUGUUCCCGGCGCUGCACCUGCUCUGCUCCCAACACCAUCACCUGCCAGGACUGGCAGUGCAGCCCUGCAGAGACCUGCCAGAACCUGGAGGGGGAGCUAGCGUGCCACUCGACAGGGGGCGCAGUGUGUCACGUGGCGGGCGACCCUCACUAUUACACCUUUGAUCGUGUGAUGCACACCUUCAUGGGCACGUGCACGUACACGCUGGUGGAAGUGUGCAACACCAGCCUGGUCACUCCCCUCACUAUCACAGCCAAGAACGAGGAGAGGGGUCAACCGCUGGCUUCCUAUGUGCGGUCAGUCAGCGUGGCGAUCCACGGGACCACGGUCACUCUGAGCAAGAGCAGGAGGAUACUGGUGGACGGUCGUCGGGUGCUGCCCCCCCUCUCUGGCAGCAUCCCGGGGGUGUCCCUCUUCACCAGCGGGGUGUACGCGGUGCUGCAGACGGAUUUCGGGGUGAGCGUGCGGUUCGAUGGGGUUCACCACGUGGAGAUCUUCCUGCCAGGGUCCUACUACCACAAGGUUUGUGGGCUGUGUGGGAAUUAUAACGCGGACCCUCGGGAUGACAAUCUGAAGCCGGACCGGACCCCCGCGAAGGACGUGGUUGAGUUGGGGAACAGCUGGAAAGCAGAGGGGGACAGUGACCCAAGCUGCCAGCCCGAUGACCGUGAGAAUCUCGACCCCAAGUGUACCCCAGGGGAGGAGUCUCGGUACAACGCCCUGUGCAUGGAGCUGCUAUUGGCUGAUCGCUUCCGGCCCUGCCACCCACCCUUCCUGCAGAACUGCAUCUUCGACCUGUGCGAGUUCCAGGGCAUGCUCUCAACGCUGUGUGACAACGUGGAGGGCUACGCACAGGCGUGCCAGAGCGAGGGGGUGACAGUGAGCUGGAGGAACGAGACCUUCUGCCCUCUGCCCUGCCCCCCUCACAGUCACUACACCCCCUGCUCCCCCCCCUGCCCCUCCUCCUGUGCGGACCUGUUUGGGGGUGGUGGCUGUGCUCCCCUCGGGGGUAGCUGUGUGGAGGGGUGCCAGUGUGACCCCGGGUUCGUUCUGAGCGACGGCCAGUGUGUGGCGCUGGAGAGCUGUGGCUGCAUCGACCCCGAGGGGGAGUAUCACAACGUGGGGGAUUCCUGGCUGACCAAUCACUGUGCAGAGCAGUGCCGCUGUGAAAGGGGCGGGUCUCUGCAGUGCAAGCCCUUCCAGUGCAGCGAUAGGUCGGUCUGCGUGCUGAACAGCGACGGGAUUCGCUACUGCAAACCAGAGAAAUUCGACUCCUGCAGCGUGUCAGGAGACCCACACUAUCGCACCUUCGACAGGUUCAGCCACCACUACCAGGGCGUCCACACCUACACCCUCGUGCAAAGCUACGGCCUGCCCAACUCUCUAGCGCCCCUCACUGUCCGGGGCAGGAACAGGCAGAGCCCUCGGAACAGACGCGUCUCCUUCCUGAACGAGGUUUACAUUGAUGUGUACGGGGUCAGCGUGCGGCUGCUGCAGGGCAGGAGAGUGCUGGUGAAUGGAGAGAGUGUGCACCCCCCCUACCAGCCCCGCGAGGGACUGCGUCUGUCUCUGAAGACAAAGUCCGUCCAGCUGGAGACUGACUUUGGACUGAGGGUGAGCUUUGACGGGAAAGAGCACGCAGAGGUGGUCCUGCCCAGUACGUAUCGCGCGCGGGUUCGAGGGCUGUGCGGAAACUACGACGGCGUCAAAAACAACGAGUACAUGAGACCCGACGGGAGCCUGACACGGAACCUGGACGUGUUUGGAGACAGCUGGAGAGCGAACGAGAGGAGCGAGGGGGAGAGCGGACCGGAGCCUGCAGUACCACACAGAACCAGGCGUGAUGUCGAGGCCCCCCCAGACUCAGGGUUCGGGACGGAGGGCUGCACCCCCUCCCAGCUGGAGCUGAUGAGCGGGCCGGAACGCUGUGGGGCGAUGGGGGACCCCGCGGGACCUUUCAGGGGCUGCCAUGGGACCAUCCCACCCGCUGAGUACCAGGAGAACUGCGUGUUUGACCUGUGCGCUGAGCUGGAGGACCCCUCCCUGCGUUGCCUCAGCUACGAGACCUACGCUCUGAGCUGCCAGGAGAGAGGAGUGAAGCUGGGAGCUUGGAGACAGGAGCUGGGCUGUGGUCUGAAGUGCCCCCCCAACAGCACCUACACCCCCUGCAUGCCGGCCUGCCCCGCCUCCUGCGCCGACCUGGCCGCUCCCUCGGAGUGCGACACCCCCUUCUGUCAGGAGGGCUGCCGGUGCGAUGCUGGCUUCGUGCUGAGCGGAGAGGACUGUGUGCCCUACAGCCAGUGCGGCUGCACCUUCCAGGAAAAAUACCACCUGCUCAGCGAUCGCUUUGUUUCGGAGGACUGUUCUCAGAGCUGCACCUGCACAGCUACAGGAGUGGUGUGCGAGAGGAAGGGGUGCGCAGAGAGUGAGGUGUGCACCGUGUACAACUACACCAGGAACUGCUACCGAGCGAGCCCGUGUCUCAGCGAUCCGUGUCUCAACGGGGGCAUCUGCCAGGACACGGCAGAGGCCGGACCCGGGUUCCAGUGCCUCUGUCCCGAAGGAUUCCAGGGCACGCUGUGCGAGGCGGAGAAGAUUCCCCAGGAGAACGACCACACGCUCGCGAUCAUACUGGGAGUGCUGGUUCCUCUACUGGUCAUCGUGAUCGUGCUGCUGUCAGUCUCUAUACAUCUCUACAGGAAGAAGAGUAUCGAACCCCCUCUGAUCACAGACCUGCAAAGACUGGAUAAUGUGAACUACGAUCCACAAGGAAACAAGAUCACCAAGUUCUGAGAUUCAAAGACAAGGAACUGCUGACUGAAGAACGGAGACGCACAGAGAGACACAGACACACCCAGAGAGACACAGAGACACACAGAGAGACACAGAGACACACAGAGAGACACAGAGACGCACAGAGAGACACAGAGACGCACAGAGAGACACAGAGACGCACAGAGAGACACAGAGACACACAGAGAGACACAGAGACACACAGAGAGACACAGAGACGCACAGAGAGACACAGACACACAGAGACACAGAGACGCACAGAGAGACACAGAGACACACAGAGAGACACAGAGACGCACAGAGACGCACAGAGAGACACAGAGACACACACACACACAGAUACAGACAAACACAGAGACACAGAGACACACAGACAGACACACAGAUACAGACAAACACACAUACACACAUACCCAGAGAUACACAGACACACACUGAGACACAGAGACACAGAGAUACAGAGACACACACUGAGACACAGAGAUACAGAGAUACACAGACACACACUGAGACACAGAGACACAGAGAUACAGAGACACACACUGAGACACAGAGACAUAGAUACAGACACAGAUAAACACACACCUGCAAACACAGUACCAGGGCACUUUAUUAUUCAAAUGAAAAUUCAACGUUGGAAUAAUGGAAUAAAAAAUGAGUUCUAUAAAAAUUAGAAUGAACUUCACAUUGGGCAUUUUCUAUUGAAAGAAAAAAAAACACAAUAUCAUAUCGAGGUUUAUAUAUAUAUAUAUAGAUAGAUAUAAUAUAAUAUAUACAUGUGUGUAUUUUGAUUGUUAUGGCUGUUUAUUUAAAAAAAAAAAUCAUUUCUAGCUGUUUAGUUUGUAGAAUGGAUCAAGAAACUCAACAGCAGUGUUUGAAGAAUCGAGAGGCUGCUUUCUAAAUGUGUUGUAAAUGUCCACGUGUGUAAAAUAAAAUCUUUUUCAAUAAA